AAAAGAGAAGCAAUUAAUAGCUCGUACAACACGGUCGCGUUUACCGCCACUCGGAUCGUCAUGAAUAUAGAGGAGGAAGAGAACGAUUGAAGAGCGUGUAAAAAUGUGCGCGCGUAUCAAGUAACCAGAGUAACUGGACCAGUCAAGUCUCUAAUCGAGUUGAAAGUUCGCCUCUUUUGCUUUGCGUUUUGAAGUACUUUUAUCCCGUGCAAGUUGAAAGCGCGAGAAUGCAGCCGAGCACUUCGAGGACCAUGCAGCAGCCGACUCGCGCGUCCUCCGCGCAUCUGUACAGGAGGAAACUGACCUCGGAGGAGAUAGAGGAGUUGCAUCACGAGCUGGAAACCAUCGAUCAUAUGAUAGCUCUGGAGACUCUGUGCGAGAAGCUGAACACAAGCACGGUGACUGGCUUGACGAGGGAGCAAGCUCGCGCGAUCUUGGAACGGGACGGCCCGAACGCCCUGUCUCCACCCAAGGUCACUCCGGAAUACAUCAAGCUUUUCAAGUGCAUGUUUCACGGAUUCGCCGCGUUGUUGUGGGUCUGUGCGAGUCUGUGCUUCGUCCUGUACGUUGUCACGUAUCUGAUGCGGGAGCCCGACGUCGGCAUCGUGUGGCUAGGCAUAAUCAUCGUCGUGAUAUGCAUCACCUCGGGCGUGUUCGCGCAUAUACAGGAGACGAAAAACAUCAAGGUCAUGGAGUCGUUCAGGAAGAUGGUGCCGACAUUCGCGACGGUGAUGCGCGACGGCGUUAAAUUGCAACUGGGCACGGAGGAGCUGGCAUUGGGCGACUUGGUGGAGAUACGUAUGGGCGACAAGAUACCGGCGGACAUUAGGAUAAUCGAGUGCAGCGGGCUCCGGGUCGAGAACUCGAGCAUCACUGGCGAGAGCGAGCCGGUGGUGCGCACCGAUUAUCCCACCGACCCGAAUCCCCUCGAGUCCGCGAACGUGGCCUUCUCCACGUCGUUCGCCGUGGCGGGUGACGGCAAGGGGAUCGUGAUCGCCACGGGGGAUCGUACCAUGAUAGGCCGUCUGGCCGGCCUGACGUCGCAUCUCGCCAAGAUCGAGACGCCGAUCGCCAAGGAGAUCAGGCACUUUGUCGAGAUCAUCACGAUCGUGGCGGUUCUGUGCGGCCUCGCGUUCUUCGGGCUGUCAUUGUUGCUCGAGCCUAACAUCGUACGAGCGUUCACCUAUCUGCUCGGGAUAGUGAUCGCCAAUGUGCCCGAGGUGCUGCUGGUGACCGUGACGACGGUGUUAACGCUAACCGCUCAGAGGAUGGCGAGCAAGAACUGCCUGGUGAAGAAUCUGGAGGCGGUGGAGACCCUGGGUUCGACGUCGACCAUCUGCUCCGACAAGACGGGCACUCUCACGCAGAACAAAAUGUCCGUGUCGAAUUUGUGGUUCGGCCACACCCGAUACAACUUUCCGCCGGGCGAGAUAAUCGGCGUCGAGCGGGAUCUGCUGCUGGAGAAGCCGGCGUUCCGCAUAAUGUUGCGCGCCACGACGCUCUGCCUGCGCGCCGAGUUCACUACCGAGUCCUACAUGCAGCCGAUCGAGAAGCGCGAGAUUAUCGGCGACGCGUCCGAGACGGGUAUUCUCAGGUUCUGCGAGCACGUGCAUCCUACGAAGAAGUACCGCGAGGCACAUCCGAAGGUCGCCGAGAUACCGUUCAGCUCCAUCACCAAGUAUCAGAUGUCGAUACACCAGGACACCACUGGCUACACGAUGAUAAUGAAGGGCGCCCCGGAAGUGAUACUGGAAAAGUGCGCGACGAUUCUGACGAGUGACGGCGAGACCAAGGAGAUGACCGCCAACGAUCACGCGAUAUCGCGCAGAGCCUGCACGGAGUUGGGCUAUCUCGGCGAACGCGUGCUGGCGUACUGCGAUCUGCACCUGCCCGGCACCGUGUACGGGCCCGAGUACAGAUUUGACACCGACCUGGCCGCUUCCUACAAUUUCCCCACCGAGAGAUACAGAUUCGUCGGGCUGAUAAGCAUGCAGGAUCCGCCGCGGCCGGGGGUGCCCGAGGCGGUGCAGAAAUGCCGCACCGCCGGCAUCAAGGUGAUCAUGGUGACGGGCGAUCAUCCGGUGACGGCGAUGGCGAUCGCCAAGAAGGUAGGUAUCAUAAGCGAGGGCCACGAGACCCGCUACGAGCGGGCGAUCCUGCAGGGCAGGUCUUACACGCAACUGGCUGACAACACGCCGGACAGCGGCGCCGCCACCAUCAUCACCGGCGCCGAAUUGCGGGGCAUGAACGCGAACGAGCUGGACGACGUGAUCCGCCACUACGAGGAGAUAGUGUUUGCGCGGACGUCACCGCAACAGAAGCUGCUGAUCGUGGAGAGCUGCCAACGGCUGGGGGAAAUCGUGGCGGUCACCGGCGACGGAGUCAACGACUCGCCAGCGUUGCGGAAGGCCGACAUCGGGAUCGCGAUGGGCAUCGCCGGUUCCGACGUGGCGAAAAACGCCGCGGACAUGAUACUCAUGGAUGACAAUUUCGCGUCGAUCGUGACCGGUGUCGAGGAGGGCCGGCUGAUAUUCGACAAUCUAAAGAAAUCGAUCGCGUACACACUGACGUCGAGCGUGCCGGAGAUGCUGCCCAUGCUGAGCGGCCUGAUACUCGCGAUCCCUUUGCCCCUGGUGAUCGAGCUGGUGAUCUGCAUAGAUGUCGGCACCGAUCUAGUGCCCGCCAUCGCUCUGGCGUACGAGAAGGCAGAGUCCGAUAUAAUGCGCCGAGCACCAAGGAAUCCUCAGUACGACAAGCUGGUGAACAAGCGCCUGAUAUCCAUCACUUAUGGUCAGAUAGGAAUGACGCAGUCCUUUGCCGGGUUCUACACCUACUUUAUGGUGCUCAUGAUGAACGGCUUUAUGCCGACUCGCUUGUUGGGCCUGCGAAUAGAGUGGGAGGACCCGUCCAUCAACGAUCUACGGGACUCCUGGGGCCAAACGUGGACCUACGAGAACAGGAUGAACCUGCUGAUGGAGGCGCAGAGCGGAUACUUUCUCUCCAUCGUUAUCACGCAGAUGAUAGAUCUGGUAAUGUGCAAGACCAGGCGCAACUCGAUCUUUCAACAAGGAAUGGGCAACUGGUUCGUCAACUUCUCCUUCGGUUUCGAAGCGAUCCUAACGGGGCUCCUGCUCUACGUUCCAGGCACGGAGUACGUCUUCCACACUAUGCCACUGCAAGCGUUUUGGUACUGGCCCUGCUUGCCGCUCGGUAUAUUUCUUUGGGUCUACGACGAAUUGAGACGUUUGUGCAUUCGUGUCUUUCCAGGCGGAAUCAUGGAAAGAGAAACGUAUUACUGACUUAUUGUCGUUAGUAUUGUGUCGUCGUCGAUUAUCGGAAGCAACGCUUCGCGUUAUUGUCUUUCCUCCUCGUAUGUAGAUGUACAAGCGAGCCUCUGACAGUCCUCUCGAGUUAAUAGAAUAAAAGUUUC
This is a messenger RNA of Ooceraea biroi (clonal raider ant), 3430 nucleotides long. RefSeq names its product sodium/potassium-transporting ATPase subunit alpha. Gene Ontology annotation, molecular function: ATP hydrolysis activity; P-type sodium:potassium-exchanging transporter activity; ATP binding. The record is from RefSeq and is a predicted model, not a curated record. NCBI's taxonomy places the organism in Eukaryota, Metazoa, Arthropoda, Insecta, Hymenoptera, Formicidae. Gene Ontology annotation, cellular component: plasma membrane. Gene Ontology annotation, biological process: potassium ion import across plasma membrane; intracellular potassium ion homeostasis; proton transmembrane transport.